Molecule: messenger RNA, 4066 nt
Organism: Motacilla alba alba
Lineage: Eukaryota; Metazoa; Chordata; Aves; Passeriformes; Motacillidae
Gene: MPP4
Product: membrane palmitoylated protein 4
Exons: 22
Coding region: 1930-3795 (621 amino acids)
Cellular component (GO): adherens junction; plasma membrane
Molecular function (GO): protein binding
Source: RefSeq, a predicted model, not a curated record
CCAGGCUCCUCUCUCACUCCUUCCUCAGCAGCAAGUGAUGUCCAGUCCCUUCCUGGGAAGCAGGGCUUAGCAUGCAGAGCUGUUGCUCUAGAAGUGAACUCCUGGCACCAAUGCCAAGCUCUUCCCACUGCAGGGAAGCUCCCAGGCAGUUCACCCCACAGGCUGCGUUGGGGUGGCUGCUCCAGCAGGUUUGGAACUCUACUGUCACUCCUGGUUCUGCCUGUGCCGAGCCAGAGCUGCCUCUGAGGCAGAGCUUCAGUGCUUCCAUGCUUCCCACUCGGAGCAGAACACACUGGGCUGUCUCUCCUGGCACUAAUUACAAGGUGUCCCCACUUUGGGAAAGGUCUCUGCAGUCUCUUGGUGUGAUCCUGAUCACACCUGCUGGAGCAGUUCCCCUCGGAGCCUGCAGAGAAGGGAAUCUCUUUCUCUGGGGAAUCUCUGAGAGUGUGUGUGUGUAUUCUGUGGUUUAUGGCUAGCUUCAUUUAUACCAAUAACACUGGUGGGUAACUAGAGUAUUGUAGGUGCCAGCAGAGACUCAACAAAAUGAACAAGGGAGGGGAAAUGUAGAUUACAGAAUGUUACAAUAACUUAUCUUAGACUCCAUAGAUAGUGCUUAUCAUAUUUUGAAGUAGCAGUCAUGGCUUGUAUGCUGGCAUCUAAAUGGAAAGAACCCAUAUUCCAAAAUACUGUUGUGUUGAACAACAGCUGCAAUGUAGCAGUUUUCAUAAUAAAGUAAAAGUAAUUGGUCUUUUUAAAAUUAUUUCUAGUUUUAUCAGAGAAUGGGAAAGAGUCAUUCAGGAACGAUGAUAUUUAAAACCACUGUUAAAUUGCAACAGACUAUAGUGAUGAGAAAAUAUAGAGAGAGGACUUCAUGUUUACAAACAACUUAGUGUUGGCUUGAUCUUAUUUUUUAAAUUAUACUGAAUAAUUCAAGGAGAGAUAAGCAAUAAUAUGGACAAAAGGGAAGCUAUGAAAAGGUAACUUGAGAAGGGGGGAGGCACAACUAGAGAUGAAGAGCAUAAUGAAGGAUAAGGCAGAAUUCAAGCACUUCAUCUUCCACUGGAUGCAGCCUUUCCAUGCAAUCAUCUCUUGAAACUUCAUGUAAAAAAAAUUAACUGAAGCCUGUAGGAACAGAACUGCCCUUUAAAAUGGGGCUAUGCUGAACAGCUGAGUAAAUCAAUGGCAAUUUUCAUCUGCAGAAGAUCUGAAUUCAGGAUUUAUUUUGCCUUUUUUUGGGAGUGUAACCAUGAAAAACAGAUUUGGGAUUGUUUUUUUCCCCUGUAACUGAAUUAGCAUUUUUUGUAUUUUACUAUUACACUUUGUUUCAUAUGAAGUCCCAGAUUGAUUUUGUGCCUUAAACCCAAAAUGUAACUAGAAAUGGGAAAUUCUUCCUUAUUAUUUCUGCAUUUCAAGAACAAGGUGUAGCUACUAGUAUGUAGCAACUUUAAUGGUGUAACAUUCAUUGACUGUGAAUGGUGCAAAGCUGAGAACUACAAAACCCAAAGGAUACAUCGGCCUUUAUAUAAACACAGAGAGAGGCAUGUAUAUAUACAUUCAAUCUCUUAGAAAAAGUAGUGGUAGUGGUAUCACACAUGAAUUUAGCUUGGCUGGAUUAGGGAAGCAGACAGUCUGGGCUGGAUUAUUUUUGUUCCUUCUGAUAUAUAGCUCAGUUAUUAGCUGAAGAGAAUCCCCGGAUUAAAUGUGCUUCUGACACAGAUUCCACUUUACAGCCGAUCUGGGCCGGGAUGCGUUAGGAAAUCAGUACAGACCAGCUUUGAUUUGUGUAUUGCUGUAACUAACAAAGAAAUGAGUUAACCUGCAGGACCUUUCCAGCUGGAUUGCUUCAGGUUCAUCAUCUCUCUUUGUGAAACCCACGUGGUGUGAAUGCAGUAUUCAAAGUGAGUGGAAUCUCCUUGAAUAAAGGAGAAGAUGGAGGUGCCAACAGUCAGCAGUAAAGAUAAUGGUGUAUCUCAUGUUCUGACUCUAGCGCUGCAAGAGCUCAGUUUGCUCUGUAAGAGAGAUGUCAAUGGUGUUGGCAUGCUCUAUGACCUGCUCAGAUCUCGCUGGCUGCAAGCACUGCUCAAGAUUUAUGAAUGCCUCCAACACUAUCUUGGAAAAAGACCAGCUCCUGUCACGCUGCAGGCACGUGCAUUGAGUCGUGAGGUGGUAGAGUUACUGCAUGAAGCCCCUCAGUCAGGAGAGAUCAAAGAGCUGAGACGGCUACUGCGUUCUCCACACUUCAAGGCCUUGCUAUCUGCUCAUGAUACUGUGGCCCAGAAAGAUUUUGAGCCAACCCUUCCACCACUGCCAGACAACAUACCUGAAAAUGAAGAAGCUAUGAGGAUUGUCUGCUUAGUGAAAAACAACCAGCCUCUGGGUGCCACCAUUAAACGCCAUGAGAUAACAGGUGACAUAACGGUUGCCCGUGUGAUCCAUGGUGGGCUGGCAGACAGAAGUGGGUUGCUGUAUGCUGGAGACAAACUGGUGGAAGUAAAUGGAGUUCCUGUUGAGGGACUAGAGCCUGAGCAAGUCAUUAAUAUUCUGGCCCUGUCUCAGGGGACAAUUAUGUUCAAAUUAAUUCCAGUUUCUGAUCGGCCUGUCAGCAACCAAACAACACUGUAUGUGCGAGCAAUGGCAGAUUACUGGCCCUUGCAGGAUCCUGCCAUACCCUGUGCUGAUGCUGGUUUGCCUUUUAAGAGGGGUGAAAUACUCCAGAUUGUGGAUCAGAAUGAUGCUCUCUGGUGGCAGGCCAGGAAAGUUUCAGAUCUCAGUGCCUGUGCUGGACUCAUACCCUCAAAUCAUCUUCUUAAAAGGAAGCAGCGAGAAUUCUGGUGGUGUCAGCCCUUCCAGCCCCACCUCUGUCUCAAAUCAUCAAUGUUAAGCACUGUGGAAGAAGAGGAUGACAUGCAGAUUGACGAAAAGUGUGUGGAAACAGAUGAAGAAACAUUUGAGUCCGAGGAGCUUAAAGAAGAAGAGGAAGAAUUUGGUGAAUUUGGUCAACGAGUCUUUAUUGCUGGAUUCCGCAGAAGCAUGCGGCUGUGUCGCAGGAAGGCCCGGCUCAACCAGCAGUCCUGCUACUCCCGCUGCCCCAGCAGCUGCUACAGCGCCCUGGCAGCUCCCUACGAAGAGGUGGUCAGGUACCAGCGGCACCCAACAGACCGGCACAGACUGAUUAUCCUUGUGGGUCCUGCAGGAGUUGGUGUGAAUGAGCUACGGCGAAGGCUAAUCAUAAGUAACCCACGAGAGUUUCAAAGUGCCACACCUCACACCACUCGUGUUCAGAAAAGUUAUGAAAUGAAUGGUCGUGAAUAUCACUACAUAUCGAAGGAAACUUUUGAAAACAUGGUGUACAGUCACAGAAUGCUGGAAUAUGGGGAGUACAAAGGGUACCUGUAUGGUACCAGUAUUGAUGCAGUGCGAACAGUCCUUGAGGCAGGGAAGAUCUGUGUAAUAGAUUUAGAACCACAGGGUAUACAAAUAGCCCGGACCCAUGAGUUAAAGCCCUACAUUAUAUUCAUCAAGCCACCCAGCAUAGGCUGCAUGAGGCAGACUCGUAAAAAUGCCAGGAUCAUUACAGAUUAUUACGUGAACAUGAAGUUCAAGGAAGAAGAUUUACAGGAGAUGGAAGAAUCGGCUAAGAAAAUGGAAGCUCAGUUUGGUCAGUUCUUUGAUCACGUGAUUGUGAACGACAAUUUACAAGAAGCAUCUGCACAGCUGCUGUCUGCAGUACAUCGUGCACAGGAUGAGCCCCAGUGGGUCCCAGCAGUAUGGAUAUGCUCCGACAAUCAGCCCUAAUUCUAAGCAGCAGGCAGCUUCAGAAAGAUUACAGCUUAUGUUUUACUUCAAGAAUAAUCCUAAUGUCAGGAUUGCAAGAAUUUAUCUUUGUAUGUGAGGGAUUUGGAAGAGGAUUAGGAAAGAAGCUCCAACGGAAGAUAUAAUCAUACUAUGUUCUGUGUAGUUCUUGAGCUUUUUAUGUUACACCUGCAUCCACUUUUGUACAAAAAAAAGGGUAAAUGCUGUGAGUACUCAAUUACAAGAAUAAAGAAAAAUCUAUUUUGUUGCACGU